AAGUUACCUUCUUAGUAGACUUAAGUCCUUUAAUAAAAUCUCAAAUAUGCCGGUGAAAAACAGACGGCAGCGUCGUAGACGUCGGCAUAGGCAGAAAGUCGCACACAACAGGCUUGUUGACCGUGAAAACCCUUUAGAAUUAAUGCCAGAGGAGGAUAUUUUCAAAAGAUACCGUUUCCGCCCGGCCACAAUUUUGUCUAUAGUGAAUCUACUUAGACAAUCCCUUGAGAGAGAUACUCUGCGAAGCUGUGCCCUCACCCCCCUUUUGCAAGUGUUGGCCACGCUAAGAUUUCUUGCCACAGGAGGUUUUUAUUCUUUAGUUGCCGAUACAUUUGACAGCCUGUCCCCAUCCACUGUGUGCAGGGCGGUUAAGGAUGUGUGCCAUGGUUUGUGUCAGGUGUCGAGACAAUUUAUAAGGAUGCCGGCAAGAAACGCAGCUGAUGAAGUUAAAAAGCAUUUCUAUUCCAUAGCAGGUUUUCCAAAUGUCCUCGGUUGCGUUGAUGGUACCUUCAUCAAAAUUCAGGCACCUUCAGAGAAUGAGCCAGAUUAUUUGAACAGAAAAGGGUACCAUUCUCUGAAUGUACAGAUGAUCUCCGAUGGUAAAUUCCGGAUUUUGAACUGUGUUGCCAAGUGGCCCGGAAGUGUACAUGACAGCCGGAUUUUCCGAGACAGUCAUAUAAGCAUUCGAUAUUGCUAUUUGCAAUGGCGUGAAGUCACCUUUGAAAAAUGA
Molecule: messenger RNA, 730 nt
Organism: Saccostrea cuccullata (small rock oyster)
Lineage: Eukaryota; Metazoa; Mollusca; Bivalvia; Ostreida; Ostreidae
Product: putative nuclease HARBI1
Exons: 3
Coding region: 47-730 (227 amino acids)
Source: RefSeq, a predicted model, not a curated record